UUAAUGCUCGUCUGCUGUUCACAAAUAAACAAUCAUAGUUUUCCUCACUACAGCGAUCCACAGGCUUAAAGAGAACCGUUGUUUCAAUCAGUGAAAAUGAAUUCCCUUGAAAAACGAACAAUUCUAAUUACUGAGGGUGGAAAAACUAGUGGUAUACCGGCGUUGAGUCAAAAAUGGGUUGAAAGCCGGAAAUUUCUUCUUUUCCUACCCCCGACAGUUAUUUCCAAUGGUAUCGAUCUAAAGGAAUGGUGUGAAAUCACCCAGUUUAUAAAAAAUGAUCUGCACUGGCUGCUGAAACUUCCACAUCAUAAAUUCUGGUCACAAACAAUAUAUGACAAAUCCUUACACUCCAGCCUAGUUUCCUUCCUUCAAGAGGCACCCCGGUUUUAUUCAGAGGAAAAAAACAUCUUGAAAGCUUCCCCCCCUGCAUGGAAUUUAUUCAAGGAAACGCAAAAACUGGUGUUUCUUACCUUUAUACGCAUGGCAACUCAUAAAGAAUCAAAGGAUUCCUACAUAAGCCCAGAAGUUUUUGGACAGCUGAUCUAUGACAAUUUCAUCUUUGAUGUUCCAAAGAUGAUGGAUUUGUCUAUUCUGUUUGGCCCAACUAAUUCGGUUCUACUGAGUAAAAUGUUCAAAAACAUUUUUGCCAAUCAGCCACAAUACAAGUUUGACCUGGAAGAAACUGCCAAAGGGUUAACCAAGGUUUUUCAACUUGUUUUAGGUGAACUUGGGCUAGAUAGUAGCCAGGCAGCUGGAAGUGUUAAUUGUGGAUCGUUGUCUGCCGAAGAAAUUGAUGAGCUCGUCACAUACAUGCUGGAUAUUAGUGCGACUUUAUGGUAUUUCGUGGAUAUUUAUACAGAAGCAACUUCGAUUCUUAUCAAAGCGAACAUUCAAAACCAACUGGCCGAUUUUUAUGAAAAGGGCAUCCCAUAUUUGUGUCGCCAGGUUGAAAUUAUGCCUCAAAAUGUGAAACAAAAAAUGACUCGGAACCUGAACUCAGCUCGCAAAUUCCUUCUUCAAAUCUACAACGCCUUGUUGCAUUACGGUUCUAUCAGACUUCUUCUAUCGCAAAGCAAUGAGGACGGUUCUUGGGACAGAGAAGAACCCGUGGAACUGUGGCUAGAUUGGUUAACUUGUUUAGUUUCAGAGCGCCAACGUCAUUUUCUUAUUGACUAUAACCUGAUUUUUCAAGUCCAAGAUGAUAUUGAUCUAAUCGCCCAAUUAGGGAUUCAAAUGGAUAGUACGCGAGUUGAAUACGUAAAAGCAGGGUUAAAAGAAUUUCGAGUGGAGUUUGGCUUAUCUUUAACACCAGCAAGUCUAAGAGCUUCUGACGGUGGGGUGGAUCCCGUGAAGAUGAACGGGCUUAUUCUUCAAGUAAAAGAACUUUUGCCGGACCUCCAGGAGAAUUUCAUUCAGGUUUGUUUGAAACAUUACGAUUUCAACCCCGAAGCUGUCAUCAACGCAGUGUUAGAAGACAAUCUACCGCCUCACUUGAACGAGAGCCAUAGCAUUCCAGAUACGCAACCAAUCCCAGAAGUCUUCGUCGGUUUUGAAGAACCGACAGAUAUAUCAAAGAAAACAAGAACAAAGACCGUUCAUUUCAACGAAAUGCGUGAAGUCUUGAACGACAAGCAGGAUAUGAAAAGCCUGAUUCUGGAUCGCGUCGAUGAACAACUUGCAGCGGAAUAUGAAGACGAAUAUGACGACACCUAUGAUGGCCAUGCUGUUGGUUCCGAAGAGCCAGAUGCACACAAUGGAGAGGAAGAGUUCCGAAGAUCGUUUGUGGUCCCUCGUGUCUUGCGACCGAAAAUGGAAGAAGAAUCAGAUGAUGAAGAGGAUUUCCAUCAGCCUGAAGAAAAGCCUAAGGAUCACUUUGUAACGAAUCCAGAAGAACUCCGAGCGCUAGCGGAACAGAGACGGUUGAGUAGGCGAGGCAAUUAUAGACCUGGUCCGACACCAUCGCAACGAAAUGUCGUUGGCGGCCCACGUGGCCAAGGCCAGGAAAAGGAAACUAUCGUUGCACGCCGUCACAAAACGGAAAACAAAACACGGGGCGCCAAUCAUAACAGAAGAUCCAUGGCGGAUAGAAAAAGACGCGAGUUUUAAUUCUACGUCUGGUAUCUAGUUUAUCAAAAUGUGGAAUGGUGAUACAGUCAGUGGUUCAGCAAAGGACACGGUUACAUAAAAAAAUAGGUGUGGAAACGGAAUAUAUAUAUUUAGAAGCGU
Daphnia carinata is the source of this 2226-nucleotide messenger RNA. Its product is annotated as activating signal cointegrator 1 complex subunit 2-like. The transcript is spliced from 12 exons. The coding region runs from base 97 to 2106 and encodes 669 amino acids. NCBI's taxonomy places the organism in Eukaryota, Metazoa, Arthropoda, Branchiopoda, Diplostraca, Daphniidae. The record is from RefSeq and is a predicted model, not a curated record. Gene Ontology annotation, biological process: regulation of DNA-templated transcription. Gene Ontology annotation, molecular function: ubiquitin binding.